Molecule: messenger RNA, 2889 nt
Organism: Paraphaeosphaeria sporulosa
Lineage: Eukaryota; Fungi; Ascomycota; Dothideomycetes; Pleosporales; Didymosphaeriaceae
Product: ubiquitin-protein ligase-like protein E3
Exons: 2
Coding region: 1-2889 (962 amino acids)
Biological process (GO): positive regulation of TORC1 signaling
Cellular component (GO): cytoplasm
Molecular function (GO): protein binding
Source: RefSeq, a predicted model, not a curated record
AUGGAAGCUGCCAUCAGAUGGUCUCCACAUGCGACGCAGCAUUUGCCGCGCUUCCUGAUCAUUGACGUCGCGACCAAUCGCCUGCGACUGUGUCAAAUCGAGAAGUAUGAAAAGAACAAGGUGAAGUACAAGCAGCUGUGUCUCCGCGACAAGUUGCCCAACUACACGGCCUUCGAUUGGUCCAAGCAGGAUGAGGCUGUUGUAGGCAUUGGGUCUGCGUCAGGAGAAGCGACAAUCGUGCAGAUCGAUCCAGAUCGUCCUCAAGGAGAAUUCAUACACUCGUUUCCCAUACGGCAUCAACGAAAGUGCAACUCCAUCGCUUUCAGUUCCAAGAACUACGUGGCCACCGGGCUUGACAGAGUGCGGAACGAUGUGUGCCUAAACAUCUACGAUCUCAAUAAUCCUAACGUUACAUCUACUUCGGAGCCUUACAAGAAGUUAGCCAGCUCUGAGGCAAUAUCCAGUAUCAAAUUCUUUACGAAUCAGCCAGAUACCCUUGUUGCCGGCGUUUCAAGGCAGUGUAUUCGUCUUUACGAUCUUCGGGAUUCAUCUACCUCGGGGGUUGCUCAAUACCCCACCCGACAGGUACACAACAUUGCUAUCGAUCCUUUGGACGAGAAUUACUUCAUCUCUGCUGGGACCACCGGUGAUCCCACUGUCACCGUCUGGGACCAACGCUAUGUCAAACAAAGAAGCAACAACGACGGUGCAGUAUUAGAUUUUCGACCUAUCGUCGACAACAGUCAUUCUGCUACGAUAUGGAGCUUGCGUUACUCAGGAACAAAGAAGGGAACCUUUGGCGUCCUAGCGAAUACGGGCGAGUUCAAAAUCAUUGAGCUUGCGCAACAUUCCCAUCACCCGGAGCCUGACCGUUCCAUGAAAGCCGGGCCCCAUAACCAAGCAUGGGAGUCACAGCAUUACACAAAGGUAUCGCACAAUCUACGAUACCCCUCCUACGACGCUCGUAGCGGCAAACAAGAUCUUAGCCGCGUCGUGGCGUAUGAUUUCAUGAGUCCAGGAAAUCCCUUUGCAGGACCCUCAGCACUUGCUCUGCAUCCGAAUAGGGAAAUCGGCAUAUUGCGAAUACCACCUCCCGCCCCUCGAAUAAAUGUGACUGCUUUGGAAGAAAUAUAUAAGGACCGCACGCCAAUUGCCAGACCCAGUCCACGAGAAGGUGCUGUUGCAGAUGAUCUGAUCGAGCUGCAAAACCAAACACUGAGUGAUAAACUCGAGGUGAAGCCAGACCCUCGAGACUCUCUCAAUGGAAGACUAGACAGACUCAAUGUCGAAACUUCGCACCGGAGUAUACCGCUGGAGUCGGCAUCUCAUUCGAGCCAUCAGAUGCACCAAGACCUUCUUACGCUUGCAUAUCCUACUGUGAAGCUACCCGUUGACGAUCUGCUCAAGGUCCUGCAGACUCAAAAGCGACGUUGUCAGGAAGGGUACAACCUCGAUUGCCGUAAGAACAAAGAUAUUGUGUCAAAUGACCCCUGGCUUGUAGAUGCCUGGAAUCUAGUGGAACGGAUGGAAGCGCACGCCUCCAACGAUGGCAUGGCUGCUAAGGAAGGCCUCGACCUUGCAUACCUAGGUGUCACAGAUAUCUGGGCAAAUGAGCUUACGAUGUAUGAUCAACGGCAGGUUGAUCCUGAUGCCAAAACAUCUGAGCAAGUCUUCACCGAUACCGUAGUGGAAAUUUGCGAAAAGAAAGAAUUUCCGCCUUUCGCUGGCGUUGCCACACACCAUCCAGACCACCGCCAACUUUGUCUUUCCCUUUGCGGCUGGAAUCUUUCCAAAAGGGGUCUACGCGAGCGCUGUGGUUUACUCGUAGAUGAAGGCCAAUACUACAAAGCUAUAGUACUCGCCGUGUUUCAAGGUUAUAAAGACGUUGCGCUCGACAUUUUGAAGGAGACCGUUCAGGCCAAGCAGAUCGAGAACAUCGGUCUCGGCGCGGUCAUUGCAUGCAAUUCGGUCAAUGAGGACCAGCGACAUCUCUGCUCAUGGAUGGCUGACAUGACGGAUGAACCCUAUCUUAAGGGUCUUCUCGCCUAUUUCAUAAGUGGCGAUUGGACCACUGUCGUCGAAAUGCAACAACUCUCACUACCAGACCGCGUAGGAGUAGCUCUCAAAUAUCUCCCCGAUGACAAGCUCACACACUUCUUGAAGCUUUGCACCCAAGAGACGGUCGCGUACGGCAACAUCGAAGGCCUACUUCUCACAGGUCUCACCACCCGCGCAAUGGAUCUCUUCGAGCACUACAUCGCUAAGUUUGGCGACCUCCAGUCGGCUGUUCUCAUCCUCUCCCGUGUUUGUCCACUUUAUAUACAAGACCACCGUUGGGGCCUGUGGAAAGAAAUUUACCUCAACCAAAUGCAGGUAUGGCGUACCUUUCUCGAAAGAACACGCUAUAUUAAAGAGCACAACCUGAAGAGUGUUUCACGAGACGGUCUUCCAACCUCCAAGCCUACCUCCCCCUCUGUCUCGCUUCGGUGCCACAACUGUCAGCAAAACCUCGCUCUUCGUCGCGACCCACGCAGCUCCCGCUCCUAUCUUGUGCCUACGACGCCCUCUCAUCACCAUCAACCCUCCACGUCGCGCCCGUUGCGUCCACCAAAACCCAAAGGCAGCACAGCCUCACCAUCUCUCGCAUGCCCGAACUGUAAUGCGCAGAUGCCGCGCUGCGGACUGUGCAUGAUGUGGCUAGGCAGUCCCGACCCGAGCAAAGUGGGCUCAGCACAGACACUGAAAGAGGAGGAUCUGGAGGCUAGGUUGAUGGUGUUCUGUAUGAGUUGCACGCACGGAUUUCAUGGGCAUCAUGCGAGGGACUGGUUCGCGAGACACGCGAUGUGUCCUGUUCCGGAUUGUCAAUGUAUGUGUGGAUUGUUGAAGUGA